GUUUGCAAGUAUCAAUCACAACCUCAUAAAAAUUUCAAACGUUUUCUUUAACACCAAUACUUUAUACUUCACAUUACAUAUUAAAUAACCUUCUCUUCACUUCAUUCUCUUCCAACCUGGUCAAUUUUUUCAUAACAUGGGUUCACUAGAAAGGUCAAAGAAAAAAACACAUUUAUGGAAAAAAGCCAUGCUUCAUUUUUCUCUAUGUUUUGUCAUGGGUUUUUUCACAGGCUUGGCACCAACAGGUAAAUCUUUGAUUUUUUCUAGCAAAAUCGAAGUUGCAUUCGCAGUUUCAAAUGUAACAGAAUUCGUAACAGCAGCACCUCAACCUUCUCAAGUUUCAACGAAAAAUAGUAACAAAAGUUCGAUAGAUUCUGAUUCAGCAUCAAAUAUUCAUAUCGAAAAAACAACGUUGCAUGCAAAACCACUACCUCAGAUAAAGCCGAAAAGACUUGUUAUCAUAGUAACUCCAACCAGCAAAAAACUACCUUAUCAGAAUGUUUUUUUGAGAAGGUUGGCAAAUACUAUAAAGCUCGUUGAUCAACCGGUGCUUUGGAUCGUCGUUGAAGCGAAAACUGAUUCGCCCGAAUUGUCGGAGAUUUUAAGGAAAACUGGUAUCAUGUAUAGACAUGUUGUUUUUAAUGAAGAGUUUGAGGAUUUAGAAGCUGAAUUGAAUCAUCAGAGAAAUUUAGCACUUAGUCACAUUGAACAUCAUAGAUUGAGUGGGAUUGUUCAUUUUGCUGGACUUUCAAAUGUUUAUGAUCUUCAAUUCUUUCAACAACUUAGAGAUAUUGAGGUCUUUGGGACAUGGCCAACAGCAUUAUUACUAGCAAACAGAAAAAGAGUAAUACUUGAAGGACCAGUAUGUGACUCAUCUCAAGUAAUUGGAUGGCAUUUAAGAAAUAUGAACAAUGAAACAAUAACUCCUCCCAUUCAUAUUUCAAGUUUUGCAUUCAAUAGCUCCAUUUUAUGGGACCCUGAAAGAUGGGGUAGAACUUCAUCAGUUAAAGACACUUCUCAGAAUUCAAUCAAGUUUGUGAAGCAAGUAGUUCUAGAAGAUGAAACUAAGUUGAAGGGAAUUCCACCAUAUUGCUCCAAAAUAUUGUUAUGGCGUUUCAACUUCUAUGCUCGUGCCAUUUCCAAGCAUUAACUUGUAGGAUAAUAGAGAGAAUAAGGAAUAUUGAAGCAACUCAGAAAUUGCUUUACUACUACAAAAUAUAUGAAAUUUAUUCAAUUUUUAUUAUUUUACCUUUGUAAUUGUUUUUGGUAUAUAGUUUUUUUCUCGGUUCGUAAUUUUUGUUAGUUUAUGUAAGAGAAGCAACACAUUUAAAGCAUAUUUGAUUAUUUUUUGAUAAAAAGGUACUAGAGUUUCUAGCA
Molecule: messenger RNA, 1377 nt
Organism: Vicia villosa (hairy vetch)
Lineage: Eukaryota; Viridiplantae; Streptophyta; Magnoliopsida; Fabales; Fabaceae
Product: beta-1,4-xylosyltransferase IRX9
Exons: 3
Coding region: 137-1150 (337 amino acids)
Biological process (GO): plant-type secondary cell wall biogenesis; glucuronoxylan biosynthetic process
Cellular component (GO): Golgi membrane
Molecular function (GO): galactosylgalactosylxylosylprotein 3-beta-glucuronosyltransferase activity; xylosyltransferase activity
Source: RefSeq, a predicted model, not a curated record